GCCGCCGCGGGACACGCUGGACUCCCCCAUGGAGCCGGAGGCCGGGGGGCCGCGGCGCGGCUCCCUCUGCGACCGCCGCUGCGCCGCCAUCAACAACGCGCACGGCGACCUGGGCGAGCUGCCCUCGGGCUCCCACCUGCCCCACGGCCUCGCGGCCCCCCGCGUCCUGCCCGGCAUCGCCUGCCCGCAGCACUCGGACGAGGGGCCGCUGUGCGAGAGCUGCCCGGGCAAGACCACCCUGACGGCCGAGAACGCCGUGGAGGCCAACAAGCUCUCCAACAACUACAAGUUUGGCUUCAAGAAGUGGAAGAGCCACGUGACGGAGCGGCCAUGGGAGGACCGCUCCGAGAUCGUGAAGGAGCUCUACUCCGACCUCAAUGUCAUCAAGGGCUCCGCAGGCUCCACGGUGACGUGUGGCAACGUGCUCUACGUGCUGCUCUUCGGCUGGUGGCUGGCACUGCUCUACGUCGUGGUGGCCGCCGUGAUGUUCCUCACCGUGGUUGGGGCUCCCUAUGGGCGGCUCUGCUGGGACCUGGCCGGCUACUUCCUCUGGCCCUUCGGCAAAGUGAUCCAGCGGCUGGAGGAAGCGGGGGGUCCCGCGGGGGGCGCGGGGGGCCCUGACGCCCCCGCCGCGGCCGCGGGCGCCCGGGAGACUUCGGCGCUGCUCGGCGGCCCCGCGCCCGCCCGCUGGCGCCCGCCGGCGCCCGGCUCCCGGCGGCGCGCGGCGGCGGCGGCCGCCUGGCUCUGCCUGGGCUACCCGCCGCUGGCGCUGGCCCACGCGCUGCUCUGCUUCGCCGCCUGGCUCCUCGUCUUCUUCAUCCCCGUGGCCAAGAUGAGCGCGCGCACGGCGCGCCGCGUGCUGCUGCUGCCCCCGGAGCGCGUGUGCGUCCGCCGCCUGCGCAUGACGGAGGUGCCGCUGGAGGCCGAGGUCAUCCUGUGCUGCUACCGCGCCGUCAACGCCUACUACUACAAGUACACGGUGGACGGCAUCAACGUCUUCGCCGUCAACCUGCUGCCGCUGGUGGUGGUGACACUGGUGCUGGGCUACGUGGACGAGCGCAACCGGUUGACGAGCUCGCCUGUGAAGUUCACGCUGGCCCUGCUCUCCAUCAUGCCGCUCUCCUACUACAUUGGCAUGGCCAUCGCCAGCAUCUCGGCGCAGAGCAACUUCGCGGUGGGGGCAGUGGUGAACGCCACCUUCGGCUCCAUCACGGAGCUCACCUUCUACAUCACGGCGCUCAUCAAGGGCGCCCGCGAGGGCAACAAGUGCUACGAGGAGAUCGUCAAGGCGGCGCUGACGGGCACCUUGGUGGGCUGCGUCCUCCUUGUCCCGGGCUUGUGCAUGGUCAUCGGAGGCAUCCGGCACCAGGAGCAGAGGUUCAACAGCCGCUCGGCGGGCGUCAGCUCGGCCCUGCUUUUUCUCUCCGUGGGAGGGGUCUUCGCCCCGACGCUCUUCUCCAAGGUGUACGGGAAGUUGGUGUGCGGCGAGUGCCACAACGUCACCCAGAACCCGCUGGGCCGCUACCUCUGCCACAGCUGCCACUUCGACUUGAUGCACAGCAACGGCACCCUCUACUACAGCCACGUCCAGCCCCUGGUGUACACGGUGUCCCUGCUGCUCCCCACGGCCUACCUCAUCGGCCUCUUCUUCACCCUGAAAACUCACUCGCACAUCUAUGACAUCCACAUCAGCGACUGCCACAUGCCCGGCCACCACCACAGCGCCGUGGUGCACUGGUCUCGGUGGAGGGCCCUGCUCAUCCUCCUGCUGUCCACGCUCUGCAUGUCGGCCUGCGCCGACCUGGCCACGGAGCACAUCAGCCCCAUCCUCACCAACUCCACCAUCUCCCAGUACUUCAUUGGGGUCACCGUGCUGGCCAUGGUGCCCGAGCUGCCCGAGAUCGUCAACGGCAUCCAGUUCGCUCUGCAGAACAACCUGAGCUUGAGCAUCGAGAUCGGGAACUGCAUCGCUGUCCAGGUGUGCAUGCUGCAGAUCCCCAUCCUGGUGCUCUUCACCAUCUUCUACCCCACCAACUUCACCCUGGUCUUCAGUGACUUGCACGUCUACGCCAGCAUGUUCAGCGUGGUUCUCAUGAACUACAUCUUCAUGGAUGGCAAGUGUGACUACUUCCAAGGCACCGUGCUGGUGAUGGUCUACUGCAUCCUCCUGGCCGUGUACUUCUUCGCACCGUCACCCAGCGGCUGCUGAGGCCGGGCCCUUGGGGGACAUCCCGUGUCCCAGAGAGGUGUCCGGGCUCUCGCUGCCGCCUGUGCCGGGAACGAGGCGA
This is a messenger RNA of Nothoprocta perdicaria, 2288 nucleotides long. Its product is annotated as low affinity vacuolar monovalent cation/H(+) antiporter-like. The record is from RefSeq and is a predicted model, not a curated record. Gene Ontology annotation, molecular function: calcium:proton antiporter activity. The transcript is spliced from 19 exons. The coding region runs from base 29 to 2209 and encodes 726 amino acids. Gene Ontology annotation, cellular component: membrane; endomembrane system. NCBI's taxonomy places the organism in Eukaryota, Metazoa, Chordata, Aves, Tinamiformes, Tinamidae. Gene Ontology annotation, biological process: intracellular calcium ion homeostasis; calcium ion transmembrane transport.